This is a messenger RNA of Monopterus albus (swamp eel), 2791 nucleotides long. RefSeq names its product transmembrane channel like 5 (gene tmc5). The transcript has 19 exons. The coding region runs from base 13 to 2670 and encodes 885 amino acids. Gene Ontology annotation, molecular function: mechanosensitive monoatomic ion channel activity. NCBI's taxonomy places the organism in Eukaryota, Metazoa, Chordata, Actinopteri, Synbranchiformes, Synbranchidae. The record is from RefSeq and is a predicted model, not a curated record. Gene Ontology annotation, cellular component: plasma membrane.
GAUAGUAUCCCCAUGGGUGUCAUCUCAAAUCCUGGGAGUCCUUCAUGGCAGCAUGAACUCACUCACAGCACUUCCCAAAUCAACCCUCAGUGUGAUCAAUCACCGUCUGUUCGUCGUCCUUCUUCAGUGUCAGGUAACAUGACAAUGAGACUGACAGGGAUCACAAUGAACAGGAUGAACAUGUUUCCUAACACCGAUCCAGCGUUCAUAGAGGAUGCUGUCAGGAACGAAAUGGAGAAGGAGGAACAGGACCUGAUCAAGGAACUUGUCACUCUGUCCCGACGAGAUCGAAUCCGGACCAUUCGGGAGCUUCCAAUGUGCUUUGAAGAGAAAAAACAUAUCAGGAGCCAAGUACUGGCAUUCAAGACCUCCAAGCAAUCUCACAAUUGCACAUGUUUUGCAGAUUACUUUGAGAAUGUGACACUGUGUUUCCGCAGGUGUGGUUACAGUAUAAGAUCAGCCAGACAGACCCUGGAACUGUGGCAUGGCAUCAUGAAGGAGAUAAGCGGAAAGUUUGGCACCAGCGUCCUCUCCUAUUUUGUGUUCCUCAAGUGGCUGCUUAUGUUUAACAUUUUCUCCUUCCUGGUUAACUUUGGAUUUAUCACUAUCCCACUGCUUGUUUAUGACCCUUCACCCAACAUACCUCCAAAUGUGAGCUUCAGAGGGCUGGAGAUACUGACUGGAGCUGGUUACAUCAGCUAUACUGUCAUGUAUUAUGGUGGGUACAGCAAUGAAACCUUUGUGGGCUUGGCGAAGUAUGACAUGCAGUUGGCCUAUUUCUUUACCAUUGCAAUUUACAUGGUUCUGUGUGGAAUUGCACUCAUCUUCAGCAUGGCGAGAUCAUUUAUGAAAAACUUUGUGCUAGUAAACCCUGCUUCAGACAAAGCAUGGCAGCUUCUGUGCAGCUGGGAUUUCAGUAUAACCAAUGAGAGAGCAGUGAGACAGCGCAAGAACAACCUCCGUGUCCAACUGAAGGAGUCUCUAUCAGAACAGGCCCAGAGGGAGCUGCUAACCCUCUCUGAAAAACUGAAGCAAUUUGGGGUUUAUCUGGGUUCCUGGCUGCUCUCCACCAGCUUGGCUGUUGGCUGUGGAGCAAGCAUCUAUUACCUCUGCCAAUAUGAACAGGAGCAGGCAACAGAUGCUGCCAACUGGACUCUGCUUCAGGAGGCACAGACUCUUCUGGUUCCAUUUGUGGUGUCUUUGAUGAAUCUGGUUGUCCCGCUCUUCUACUCCCUCUUCAACAAGUUUGAGCACUACUCCAGCCAGCGAAGACAGAUAUAUGCUCUGGUUGUCAGAAAUAUCUUCCUCAAAUUGUUCAUUCUAGGUGUUCUGUGUUAUUACUGGAUGAAUGUGGUGGCUUACAGGUUUACGUGUUGGGAGUCCAUGGUAGGACAAGCUUUGUACCGUCUGGUCAUUGUUGACUUCCUUUUUCUGAUGCUGGGAUCCUUCUUUGGAGAAUUUCUCAGCAAAUUACUACCACAUGUUGGGAUUCCAGAGUUUGAUGUAGCCAGAAAUGUCCUCGAGCUCAUCUAUGCACAAACUCUAGCUUGGAUUGGAAUCUACUUCUCUCCUCUGCUACCUGCCAUCCAGAUUCUGAAAUUUUUUAUCUUGUUUUAUCUAAAGAAGGUCAGCCUGACCCACAACUGCCAGCCUCCAAGGCGAAUAGGCAGGGCGGCUCAGAUGCAAACCAUCUUCAUUGCUGUCCUCUUCUUCCCUUUCUUCGUGGGAGCCCUGUCCAUGGUUGCAUAUGUUUCCUGGAGACUGACUCCCUCAGAGCAGUGCGGUCCUUUUCGAGGACUUAACAGUACCUUCAGUGUGGUUGGAGUCUGGAUGCACAACCUGCAUGAGAUCCCUGGUUCUCAAUGGGUCAUCUGGAUCUACGAACACAUCAUCGAGAGUGAACUCUUUUAUUUUCUUAUUGCACUCAUCGUCCAGGCCAUCACAUACACCUUCUGGCAAAUCAGUCAGGGCCGCAAGGCGCUUAUUGCUCUACUGAGACAACAGAUUGUUAAUGUGGGGAAAGACAAGUCUUUCUUGAUAGACAAGCUCCAGACUCUCCAGAACUCUGAUCCUAAUAAAAAAUCCAAAGAGAAGGAUCAAAAAAUGCACACCAAGCAGUGCUCAGAUGAACAGUCCUCGGGCAGUCAGUCCAACUCAAACGCCAUGGUUCAGGCUUUACUUGCUCGCCAGCAGUUUGAAGAGGAAGAUGAAAGACGGAGUGCCGAUGGAGUGCCUGUUCCCGCCGACAUCUCCACCCCCAGCGCCCUGAUGCAGGCUAUGUUGGCCCGUCAAAGAGCUGAAGCCUGGGAUGAACAUUUGUACCAGAUGCCUGAUAAUUACCCAUCAUCCUCCAGUACCCUCGUACAGGCCAUGCAAGCUAGACAGAGGGCUGAGAGUCAAGAGAGAGCUGAAUACAUCCGUACAGCACCCUUUUCUGAGAACCCUGUCAACAGAUUCAGUGCCGUCUCACAGACGGACAGGUCAGGUGACCUGUCAUCUUCAGUGUCAAGUGUCAAGAUGCAAGUCAGAGAGAAGUCUGCAGAGGAGGAGGACAGGUUUCAGUGGGUCCCUUCUCCCUCACAAAACCCAGCUCCUCCAGGCUCCAGUGCUCUCAUUCAGGCCAUGUUGGCACGGCAGCAAGCUCAGAAUGAGUUUGAUGACGGUUACUGAUCAAAGGUCGAAGAGGUGGUGUUUCCAUUUGGAGUGGAACAGAACUGAACAAUGUAAUGUUUUUAAGAUGACUGAAAUCAGGUUUAUGUAAUGGUUUUGCAUCAAGGCAUUCAAGAGAGCA